UCGCCGCAAUAUUUUUAUUUCAAUUCUCCCAAAUCCCAUCUCGAAGCCGCACCAGCUCUUCCUCUUCCUCUCUUCCUCUUCUCACACUCCCGCCGACUGGCCCAAUGGCCCUUUUGUCGUUCGGCUCCAAUUCAUGCUGUCAGCUCUCGCACGUGUCUGCUGAGGAUUUAUACCUGCCUACGCGGGUCCCCGUGCGCGAACUCCCGCUGUCAAAAACGACGGAGAUCAGGUCGAACGGGAACCAUACCUUACUCUUCGAUCGCUCUACAAACCAGCUUUUCGCUGCCGGCGACAACGCAGCCGGACAGUGCUGUGUUGGUCCAGAGUUUGGAGCCUCAUGUCUGUCUGUGUUUAAAGAAGUGCAGCCUUCGGUGUUUGAUCCGCAGGAAAACUGGAUACCCGAGUACGUGGCUGCGGGCUGGGAAUUCUCAGUCAUCGUCGCAACCCACCGCGAGACGUGCGAGCAAGCGAUCUUCGUCGCCGGCGCAGGCAGCAAAGGCGAGCUUGCGCUCGGGUCUGACAUGCGUUCAGCUCCUGUGCCUGUCCGCGUAGAUGCAGCAGAGCUCCUCGACGGAGGACGAAGGAGGAUCGUCCAGAUCAGCGCCGGGCUCGCGCACGUCGUCGUCUUGCUUGACGAUUUCUCGGUCUGGGGGUGGGGAAGUUGUCGCAAGGGACAGCUGGGCAGCGCGAAUAGUGCGCUCAAGUGCGCGUAUGUUCCCGUGCGCGUCGUCGAUGGCGAGCGCUUGUCGGAUUGGUUUCGGCCUGUGAAAGUCGUCUGCGGCCGCGAGUUCACGGGGCUAAUUGAUGCUGAGGGACGGGUCGUGGUGCUGAUGGACAAUUUGUCUAAGAACAGCGAUCGUCAUGGAAUUGUGCGCGAUGUGCCGCCGGCGAAGCAGGUAGGCUCGGACUGGAAGGACUUUCAAUGCGGAUGGAGUACGCUGCACGUGCUGCUCGGGACAGGCCAGAUUCUGUCGUGGGGAAACAACUCGCACAUGCAGCAUGCACCGGCGGAUGCGCCAGAAGCCGAGCUGAUGGCCUGUGGAAGCGAGCACACGCUGGUUUACAGUCGGCGAGAAGGGGUGUUUGCAUGGGGAUGGGGAGAGCAUGGGAACUGUGGGGACUCGGUCGAUCGCGCGAGCGGGGACGUGAAUGUCGGACGCGCGGCGAAGGUCUACGAGGGAGACGUUGGAUUUUUGGGGGCUGGAUGUGCCACGUCGUGGAUAGGUGUUGGUGUAUGAUAGCAGGAGCUGUGGGUGUCGAGGAGGUCUUAGAUGCGUACCCAGGAUAGUCUGCGCUGUGCAGGGUCGCUGCGUCUGUGUUGUUCUGGAUACUAACACCCGAAAGCAGCGAUCUGAUAUCUUCGAGCCCAUCACUCCUACACAAGCAGAAUAAAACAAACAAUUGAAACAAGAACAAACAAACAAGCAAAAUCCACCUUCUGCCUCCUUCAAAUUCACCCGCGCUCAGCAGCUGAAAGACAAAUCCGCGCAGACACCGCGGAACCAGAAACCACCGCAUUGUGCGCGCGAGGCUCGCGCUCACCCAAAACACUCCUCCGCCGC
This is a messenger RNA of Myxozyma melibiosi, 1562 nucleotides long. Its product is annotated as regulator of chromosome condensation 1/beta-lactamase-inhibitor protein II. NCBI's taxonomy places the organism in Eukaryota, Fungi, Ascomycota, Lipomycetes, Lipomycetales, Lipomycetaceae. The record is from RefSeq and is a predicted model, not a curated record. Bases 105 to 1238 code for a protein of 377 amino acids. The transcript has a single exon.